AUGCCAGGUAGUCUCCCACAUCAUCUUAUCAACAUAUAUUUCAACAAUUCAUUCAAUCAAGUCCUUGAGCCCAACACCUUCCCACCAACAGUCAAGACCAUCUCGUUUGGUACCGGUUUCAAUCAAACACUCAAUGGUGUGCUCCCUAUUUCACUUCUACACCUGCUCAUAAACGUUAACAACAUUGACUACAACCAUGAUCUGAUCAAUCUACCAGCUGGACUUCUCGAGCUAGCCCUACCCAAGUCCUUUGUCAACCGAGCCCUCAACUGUCCAUCUUUGGAGCGCCUUGAGGUAUACUCCUACAUUCCCAUCAGCCAUCAAUUCCCAAACCUCCAAGGACUUACAAUCAAUCGAGUUGAUCAGAAUUGUAACUUUGAGGUUGUGACCUCAACUCAAUUUCCAAAGCUUGCAGAACUUUUAAUCAAGGAGGGAGUGGAGAUGGAUCUGGAUAUCUCGCAUCUACCUUGGACAACUCUCAAGAAGGUCAACAUGUUCCAAAGUAUCUUCUUUACAUAUCCAAAGAUCCUGCCUUUCAAGUUCCCUUUGGGCCUGGAGAAGUUAGCAGUAGGAGGAUACGACUUUGUUGCAGCACCACUUGGAAGUCUACCAUCAUCGAUCAACAGUCUCAAACUAUGGGAUGUCAAGAAUAUCAGGCUCGGUGAUAUACCAUCCUCAGUUACCAAGUUGGUGAUUGAGAAAUAUGAUCAGUCAUUCGAUGUCAAGAUGUUGCCUAUAUCACUCUCCAAGUUUGUCAUAUCAACAUUGCCCAAUCAGAUAGAUAUUGUUAGGCAACUACCAGAUACUAUUAGGAAGUUUGAGAUACUUACCCAUUUCAAGUUGAUCAGAGUAUCUAAUCAAUUGUACUUCCGACAGCCACAUGAUGAUGAAGAUCAACUCGGACAAACUCCAUAUGGAUUCCAGACCAAGUCGACCUUAGACUCUAUUAUCCAAUCGAUUGAACCUCCACCCAUUCGAACCGAUAUAUCAACACUGCUAUCCUAG
Molecule: messenger RNA, 1005 nt
Organism: Acytostelium subglobosum LB1
Lineage: Eukaryota; Evosea; Eumycetozoa; Acytosteliales; Acytosteliaceae
Exons: 1
Coding region: 1-1005 (334 amino acids)
Source: RefSeq, a predicted model, not a curated record